UGCUAUUUUUUUUUAUUUAAUAUAAGAUUAACUCAUGUGUAGGUAGGUACAAUACAUAAUUUAAAAACAUUUUUCUAAAUAUUUAUAUAUAAAUAACCAAUAUUAAAUUAAGUAAUAAAUUCACAUUUAACUUAUAUUUAUUAUAAAUAUUUUUAAAAACUGGAGUACAUAUAAAUAUUUACCUAAUACUUGAUUAAUUUAGAAUAUCAUCCAUACCCACCACACACACUUUUGUAGGCUUGUAGCUAAUCACUAAUUAUGCAAGUUACUAUUUUUAAAAUGUGGAAAAUAUAUAAAUAUUUUUUCAGGUUAAAUUCCAAUAUUGCAGUACUGGCUGAUUUUUCUUUUUUUUUUUACUUAUUCUUACAAUGAUUUGUUUUAUUUGUAAAUCUAAAUUUUCUAACUUGAAAAACCUGGUGGUCCAUUUUAAAAUAUUUCACUUACUUAAGACAAAUAGCACAUAUGAAUGUGUUGAGGAAUCUUGCCAUCAGGCUUUCCAAUGUUUAAACAGUUUUAAAAGGCACAUUUCAACUAAACACAUUUGUCAUAAUAAUCCAAUAGAUAAUGUUGAAAAUUCUAAUGCCAAUAAUUAUAAAAAUGUUAAAGAAAAAUACCUUGAUACACCCACAUUAGAUAGUCAGCCUAAUUGCUCAACAAAAACAUCUGAAUGUUUUGAUAUAGAUUCUGCUAUUAAUUCCUUAUAUAAAUCAGCUAUAACAUUUAUUAUGAGUCUACACAAUAAUAAUAACUUUACGGUCAAAGAUGUUUUAAAAAUACAAAAUGGCAUUAUUGAAAAUUUAACUAAACCGAUGGCAUUUAUGCUUACAGAAUUAAAUAAAACCCAAGUUGAACAUUCAGUCAUAAAGUUAAAACUUAAUAAACUUAGCUCAGUUUUUUCAAAUCCUUUUCAACCUUGUAGUACCGAAUAUCGUCUAGAAAAAUGGCUAGUUCAAAAUCAAUAUGUUACUCAUUUACAACAGUUUACAAUUAACAAUGAAAUUUGUAAUGUUCAGCUCAUGGGAGAAACAAUCUAUGAUGAAAAGGUGACUAAAGGAGCUCUGUUACCCUUAAAUGAACAAUUUAAAAGAUAUUUAGAACAUGGUGAUAAUUUGAAUAGUUUUAUUAAUAAGCUCACCUUACUAAAAAAUGACAAUUCAAGUAUUUCUCAUUUUGUACAAGGGAAUCUUUGGCGACAGAAAACAUCCCAGUAUGUUGGAAAAUUAGUUUUUCCUUUUUUUUUGUAUAUGGAUGAUGUGGAAAUAAACAAUCCUUUAGGGUCUCAUGCAAUGUCCCAAUCAAUAUCUGCAAUUUACUAUAGUUUUCCACUUGCAGAAAACAGUUCUCAACUCUCAAAUAUUUUCCUGGCUGCACUUAUAAAAACCAUUGAUUAUAAAAAAUUUGGAAACGAACCAUGCUUAACACAUUUAAUACAGGAAAUAAAUGUUCUUGAAAAAGAAGGAAUAAUAGUUACAACACCAAGCGGAGAGUUUCAUGUGCAUUUUAUUCUAGGUUUAAUAUUGGGUGACAAUUUAGGAUUGAACACUAUGCUUGAUUUUAGUAAAUCUUUCUCAGCAAACUACUACUGUCGUUUUUGCAAAGCUAGUAAAUCUGAAGCUUUAGAGCUAUUUGUUGAAAAUAAACAAUUACUGCGCACAAUUAACAAUUAUUCAAAUGAUAUAAAUACAAAUGACUUUAAAAGUACUGGGAUUUAUCAAGAGUCUGUUUUAAAUCAAAUUUAUAGUUUUCAUGUUGUAACUAAUUAUUGUGUAGAUGUCAUGCAUGACAUAUUUGAAGGGAUAUGCCAUUACGAUAUCUGUCAUGUAAUUUUUUAUUAUACGCAAACUGUUAAAUUAUUUUCUUUGGAAAAAUUAAAUAAUCGAAAAACCACAUUUCACUAUGGUCCAAUAGAAGUUGGUAAUAUUUCACCCGAAAUUACAUUAUUACAUUUACAAAACAAUCACUUAAAAAUGUCUGCACGAGAAGUAAUGACAUUUAUACAUUUUUUUCCUCUGAUGAUAGGAGACUUAAUUCCUGAAGAUGAUGAGGUAUGGAAUUUUGUAAUUAUUUUGUUAAAAAUAGUUGAGUUAUUAUUGUCUUACAAAUUUACAGAAAGCUCAAUAAUAUAUUUGGAACAGUUAAUUAAAGACCAUAAUUUUUUAUACAGCCAACUUUUUAAUGAUAGACUAAAGCCCAAACAUCAUUUUUUGAUACACUACCCUAAUAUAAUACGUGAAUCAGGACCACCUCGGCAUUUUUGGUGUUUUCGUUUUGAAGGAAAACAUAAGGAGAUAAAAAUGUAUGCACGUUCAAUAACAUCAAGAAAAAAUAUAACACUAACACUUGCAAAAAAAUUUCAAAUUAAAUUUGCCUAUCUACUUAUGCAGCCAAAAAAAGAUGAUUUGGUAUUGAAUUUUAAACACAAAAUUAAAGAAAGUCAAUUUGGCAAAUUAAUAAGUGAUAAAUAUAAAAUAACACCUAACCAGUAUGAAUGUUAUAAUAAAAUUGAAUACAAGGGCACUAAUUACAAAGAAGGAUACUACUUAACCAGGUUUAUUUAUGAAAUGUGUCUAUUUAAAAUUAUAGAAAUAAUAGUGAUUAGUAACAUUAAAAUAAUUAUUUUGACCAAACAAAUACAAUUAAAUGGUUUUCAUUCUCACUUAGAAGCCUACGAAGUAGAUUUCAAUGAGCAUAUCAUUUUAAAUCCAGUUUUUAAUGAAAUAAAUGACUUUAAUGGACCACCAAUAAAUGUAGUUAAUACUUCAAUAGGCAAAAAAAUGUUCAGAACAAAAGAGUAUUUUAUGUAAUAUACAUCUUUAUGAAUAUUAUGUUUAUUAUUAGGUAUAACAUUUCAAUAACUGAUAGCUAAUUUUUGUUUUUGUAUAAUAAUAUAAUUAUAAUUUAACCAAUAACUUUUAAGAUUUAUGAUUAAAAACAUAUUAUAUUGUAAUAAAAUUAAUUAGAAUUAAUUGUAAUUUGAAGAAGAAUGAAUAGUAUCAAAAACAUUUUUGAAAAUUUGAAUGAUUCAAUGUCUGCUUCAAUUAGUAAUGAAGAGUGCUCUUUUACUGAAACUCAGGAUUUUAAUAAAGAUCAAUCUGCAAUUUAUGUGGAUAUUCCAACGGUUGGCGGUUAUGAAUAUCCAUUGGAAAAUAUUGAAAGUUUAAGUGACUUGUUGAGCCAAUGGGGAUUGAGUUGUUUAUACAAAACAUGCUUAACUGAGUUGGUAGACCUUACAAGUUUGUCAAGAAUAAAUCCAUCUGAAAUGUCCAUGUUAGUUAAGGAAUAUCCUUUAGGCGUUCAGAUCAACUUUAGGUACCAUGUUGAAGCAUGGCAAAAAAGUAAUAUUACAGAAAAUGAACCUAAUACAAAUAUAACAUCAUCCCAUGUUAUCCCAUCUUCUUCUUGUUCGUCUUCGUUGGAAAUGAUAAAAUUAGACAAAAACCAAAGUAUUCAGUGUAUAAUACCUUCAAAGAAUCCAAACAUUGAAGUAUCAAAUAUAUUAAACUCCACUCAGGGUGCUUUAAUAAUUGAUUAUUAUAAGAAACAUAACAGUAUAAAUGACAAUAUAAGAACACUUUUAGUCGAAAUAAUAAUUCAAGAGUUAAUCACAAAAAAAAUAUUAAUGUCUGUGUCAUUGGCAGAAGAAAUUGCUGACCAAAUACAGCAACUAUUUCCCUCUGAAUUGAAGGAAAAUUAUUUCAUUAAGGACUGUUCAAGACAACCCAAAGGGAAGUUAUAUUGCAAGUACUAUAAUACAAUGAGAACGUUGAAAUCAAGUGGGUUAAUUUCAAAACAAAAAUCAAUAAAAAAAAUAACUAAAAGUAGGAAUUUUAGUAGUUGGACUAGCAAUACUUUUGGUAAAUAUAUUUUAAA
Aphis gossypii (cotton aphid) is the source of this 3870-nucleotide messenger RNA. RefSeq lists its product as uncharacterized. The transcript is spliced from 4 exons. The coding region runs from base 369 to 2804 and encodes 811 amino acids. The record is from RefSeq and is a predicted model, not a curated record. Lineage: Eukaryota; Metazoa; Arthropoda; Insecta; Hemiptera; Aphididae.